Messenger RNA from Entrophospora candida, 1083 nucleotides. The record is from the annotation of a GenBank genome assembly. Lineage: Eukaryota; Fungi; Glomeromycota; Glomeromycetes; Entrophosporales; Entrophosporaceae.
AUGGGAUCAAGAUUAGGAUUGAGGUUUUGUUUAUUAGUUGGUUUGACAGCACAAAUAAUUGGAAUAGCCAUAUUAUGUGGACUACAAGCUGAUUGGAGUAAAGUAAUAGUGAUCAUUUAUAUAAUUAUUGCACAAGGUUUCAGCGGUGUUGCAAAAGAUAUGGUCAAGAUAGGUGGUAAAUCAGUUACAAAACUAGUAACAAGUGAUCAAGAAAAAUCUAGAUUGUUCAAAUUGGUUGCUUGGUUGACUGGUGCGAAAAAUUCGGUUAAGGGUGCUGGCUUCUUCUGGGGUGCUUUCCUCCUUAAUUUUAUUCAAUACGUUCCAUCAUUGAUUGUUUUAUUGUUGAUGAACUUUAUUGUCAUGAUACCUGCUUGGUUUUAUCUUGAUAGAGAUCUGGCUGUAUCCAAGUCAAAGAAAAAAUUAACUUUGAAACAAAUCUUUUCCAAAGGGAGAGAUGUAAACAUACUAUCUAUUGCUAGAAUGUUUUUGUUCGGAUCACGUGAUUUAUGGUUUGAAGUUCCACUACCAUUAUUUAUACGUGGACCUUCAAUUGGCUGGUCAUAUAUUCCAACUGGAGCAUUCCUUGCAGGAUGGGUGAUAUUUUACGGAUUUAUACAAUCAAGUACUCCACAACUAAUUUUAAAACCAAUUAAACAAUAUCCAUUAAAAAGUGGCAAAAUCUUAGUCCCGUCAACACUUUUUCUACUACUAUUAUCAAUUGGUGUAGCCAUCGGAUUAACUGUAGUCCAACUAUCUCUAUCCACCACAUCAAGAUAUGUUCCAUUAUUGGUGCUAUUAUUGGUUGGGUUAUUUCUAUUUGCACUUAUAUUUGCAAUAAAUUCAUCAAUACACUCGUUUUUGAUAUUGGCAUAUUGUAAACGUGACAAAGUGGCAAUAAAUGUAGGAUUCUAUUAUAUGGCAAAUGCUCUUGGUAGAUUGUUGGGUUUAAUUAUUGGGGGGAUUUUGUUUUAUUAUUUAGAUUUCUAUGCUUGUUUAUGGGCAUCUGUUGGAUCUUUAAUUUUUUGUGUUAUGGUUUCUCAUUUCUUGGGACCAAUUCCUCAAUCAGAUGAAAAUGAAUCUUAA